GACCUGACGAUCUCCGUGACAACGGGCUUCGUGUCGCCUUCGGUCUGCACGAAGGCGGCCUACAUCCGGACGAAGCCGGUCGUGUUGAACUGGGAGGUCUACGGAUUCGGCGGCAACUUCGCGUGGGCGCCGCUGGGCGGCGCGGCGGGGCCGACCGACCAGGCCCGUUCGCCGAACGUUGUUAGCUUCGCGCCCUUCACCUUCGACGCGGAGACCGACUACGCUCUGCGCGUGACCGCUGCGUUCCAGGACACUACUCCGACGGCACUGCUGCCCGAGGUGGUCUUCAACCUCUCCUUCAACCCCGCGCCGCCCCCCGUCGCCGUCAUCGCUGGGCCGACGACGGCCACGUCCUCGUGCGCCUUCUCCCUGAGCGGCGCGGGCUCCUACGACAUGGGAGCCCGGGACCUGGAGGCCUGCGUGUACGACUACAGCAGCCUCGGCUACGCGGACUGCGACGCGGCCAUCGCCUCGUUCGCCGCCGCCGGCCAGGUCAUCACCUGCCAGUACCUGGAGUCGCAGGUCCUCUGGUUCUGCAACGGCUGCGAGUGCGCCGGCGAGGAGGAGGGGCUGUACCAGACCCCGAUGGUGACGUACGCCUGGUCGUGCGUUGCUGUUCCCGACGGCGUCCACAGCCCCGUGUGCCCGCCGCUCACCAGCGCAAUGGGGGCCUCGGCGGAGCGUCUGACCAUCGACGGAGGGCUGUUGCCCCCAGGCACCUACGAGUUCCACCUAGUGGUGGGCCGCUCGACCGCGGUGGACGUCAGCGGCACCGCGGUCCACACCCUCGUUGUGGGCCUCUCCGGGCCACCGCCGGUCGAGAUCGCCGUGCCUUGGUCGGCCAUGGACCAGGUCUCGAUGCAGGUCGGGGGCUUCUCCUCGACCACCGCCACCCUGCACGGCGGCGCGGCGUGCCCGGUGUCCACCUCGUGGUUCUUCGCGUGGGCCCUGGUGUCCCCGUCGGAGGCCAUCACCGUGGUCACCCCCGGGCUCAACGGCUCCAACGGCACCUCCGAGACGCUCCAGGAGUGGUCCGUGGAGAUGCUGCUGGACACGCAGGUCCAGGAGGCGGACCUGGGCGCGCUGGCGACGACGACGGCGGGCGGCAUCCGCGACCAGCUCACGGCGGGCCAGACGUACUCCCUCGUGCUCCUCAUUCUGCCCCAGGACUCGCCCCCGCCAGAGCCGGUCCUGCAGGGGCUGAGCACGGUCUCGGCCUACGAGGCCCUGGGCGUGUCCGCCGUGUUCUCCGCGGCCUUCGUGGCCGACGGCACGCCGACGCCCGGCGUCGUGGCCGUGAGCCCGCCGUCGGGCUUCGCUGUCGUGACGUCCUUCGCCAUCUCCACGGUCGCGUGGACCGACGAGGAGCCCUCGUCGCUCGAGUACGCGAUCUACCGCUUCCCGCAGUCGGGGCCGACCGAGAGCUGGGUGCCCCCGGCCAUAGAUUUCGAGGACCCUCAGAGCAAGACGUACUGGUCGAAGCUGGGAGGGACGCUCAUGCAGAACUUCGAGUCCUCGGCGGUGCUCACAGACAUCGUUCUGCCCACAGGGAUUUUCUUCUUCUUGGUGAGGGCCAGGGAUAGCCUGGGUGCCGUCGGCACAGCCACGAUGCCUGGCGUGGAGGUCACCGUCUCGGAGCAGGAGCUGAGCCCCUCCGACCUCUCGUCCGCCUUCGACUCCGCCAUGACCUCGGGCGACCCGGGCGCGAUCCUCGGCACGCUCGGGGCGGUGACCUCGGCCACGGCGGCCGGAGGCAACGAGACGCUGAAGCAGCUCGCGGUGCAGGAGUCGCUGAAUGCGCUCACGUCCGUCGUCGGCAUAUUCCAGCCCGACUCCGCUGGCGUUACGCAGCUCGGCUCGACCAUCAGCUCCAUGGUCUCCGCCAGCAGCGGUUCCAUGAGCGUGGACAACCUCUUCGCCGUCUUGAACGUCACGUCGUCGGUGAUCGGCGUCGUCCGCGGCGUCGGCAGCAGCGGCAUGGACGGCGCAGGCGGCAGCGCGAUGCUCAGCAGCCUCUCCUCGCUCAACGCGGCCAGCUCUCCGUCCUCGGGGGCUCGCUGGGGCAGGACAGCCAGCAGGUCGUUUAAAGAGCAGCAGGCGCUUGCAAACACGGCGAUCGAGGUGGCGAACCAGCUCGGGACGGCGGUUGCCGAGCCGAUGACCGCCGGCACGGAGACGACGCUCGACGGGACGGACGCCAGCGGAACCGGGGCCCAGAUGGGUGUGUCCAAGGUGGUCUCUCUCUCGGCGCAGAGCUCGGCCGUGUCCGGCCUCUCGUGGGGCGGGCGGCGGCUGUCGGCGCCGUGCACGGAUAUCCACAUCCAGCAGACCAGAUCGGCAGCAACCCGCACGCGUACGCGGAUCCCGCGUUGGGCGAGGUGUUGCCGCUGGCGAGGGGUCCGCUGA
Molecule: messenger RNA, 2406 nt
Organism: Prorocentrum cordatum
Lineage: Eukaryota; Dinophyceae; Prorocentrales; Prorocentraceae
Source: the annotation of a GenBank genome assembly